Messenger RNA from Dichomitus squalens LYAD-421 SS1, 1366 nucleotides. RefSeq lists its product as uncharacterized. NCBI's taxonomy places the organism in Eukaryota, Fungi, Basidiomycota, Agaricomycetes, Polyporales, Polyporaceae. Bases 1 to 1164 code for a protein of 387 amino acids. Gene Ontology annotation, molecular function: protein binding. The transcript has 7 exons. The record is from RefSeq and is a predicted model, not a curated record.
AUGUCUACCUUCGAAUCACUACCAGUCGAGUUAGUCGCAGAUAUCCUUGGGGAGCUUGACAUAGCGACCUUGAUCACCGUCUCAUCCCUUUCUCGCCGCCUGCGCGCUAUAGCGUCCGAUUCUUCUUUGAACCCAUGGCGCCGGCCCAUCCUGCGCACUAUGUGCAAUUCAAACGGAGAUGGAGAGUACGAGCCAAAACUGAGGCACCUGAGCGUCAGGCAUACUGUGCCGCGGCAAAACUGGGUUGAAAUCCUGACCUUGGGCAAGGCGGAGUACAUCCUCUAUGAGAUGACCCUUCCGAACCUCAAGGAGACGGAAUGGGAAGAGUGCUUCCGAAGGCGUUUCCUGCCCGGAUGGAUCAAGUGGAAGACUUCGACGUGGAAGGCCGCGUACUUGAAGAUCCUGCACCGAGUCUGGCACCGAAGCCACUCGUCGUGCACUGCUGACGAGGCUUGGACAAAAUAUAUUCUGCUCAACCGUAAUGGGUCUGCAAACCUUCUGGACGCUUCUUCUCGCAACCAUAGUCCGAUGAAUACCUUCCACGAAAUCAAGCUGCAAAACAAUGUCGCACAUUUGCCCACGCACGUUCGACUGGUCGUAGAGUUCAGGGACGUGCGAAUCAUUGCCCUCGGUGUCCUGAGCAAGCCGCGUUCGUACUUCUCGAUCAAUCAGAACGCGCGACUGCUUCUUCAUCCUCCGGGCAUGACCAAGGGAGACGACGAGGUUGCAUCGGCGCAAGCGGGACACGUCUCCGAAGGGAGCGAUGAGUCCUUCCCACCAGUCCUGGAGACUCCCCUUCCUAUCAGGGUCGCACAUCCGAUCAAUGUGAAGGACGUCUACCGUCCGUUGACGCAUCCCCUGCCUUCCCCUUGCCAUGCGAACUAUCCCUUCUACACCUUCGGUGGAGAGGAUAAGCGAUGGCUCGGAAAUGAAGAAAUGGAGGAAGGAGGUCGCCAGUGGAUCGGGCCCAUGAUGCUUACCGCGCAGUUGAUCAAUCUACAGACGAAGCAGCAUCUCGAAGAUGGGCCUCCUCUUCAGGAUCUUGAUCUCGUCGUCGGCCCUGGGAGAACGCAGUUCUCGUCUUUGUCAUGGGCAGACUUGACAGCAAUCGCUCCUUGGCUCGAACUGACGGCCAAGAUCAAUGGGCAGGGCCUUGGUCACUGAAAUGAUCGGACUCGCAUUCCUAUCCCAACCCUUCUAGGGGUUAUCGGGCGUCAUUGUCCCUGCGUGUGUAUGAGUAUGUACGAUGUGUCGUCACGCUUGCUUGUUGUCGGGUCGGAUUUUGUAGCAUGAUGUUGACGGUUUCGAAGGACUGGCUGUCAGAAUUCGCACCCUGUAACAAUCCUGUCUCCAAUCUGGUAACGAG